AUGGUGGUGAAGCUCUCAAAAGCGGAGAAGAAGGUCCGCUACGACAAGAAGCUGUGCUCGCUUCUGGACGAGUACGGGAAGGUCCUAAUCGCUGCCGCCGACAAUGUUGGGUCCAACCAGCUCCAAAGCAUCCGCAGGGGCCUCCGCGGCAACUCCGUCAUCCUCAUGGGCAAGAACACCCUCAUCCGCCGCUGCAUCCGCUUCCACACCGAGAAGACCGGCAACAAGGACUUCCUCAACCUCCUCCCCCUUCUUGUCGGGAAUGUGGGAUUGAUAUUCACAAAGGGCGAUCUUAAGGAAGUUAGCGAGGAUGUUGCCAAGUACAAGAGUGUUGAUGCAGGCAUUGAUAAUGAGAAGGCAGUCAAGCUUUAUGAAGUUCCACUGGUGAAAUUCUUGGAGCAGAAAUAG
Messenger RNA from Zingiber officinale, 408 nucleotides. Its product is annotated as 60S acidic ribosomal protein P0-like. The transcript is spliced from 3 exons. Gene Ontology annotation, cellular component: cytosolic large ribosomal subunit. Gene Ontology annotation, molecular function: structural constituent of ribosome; large ribosomal subunit rRNA binding. Lineage: Eukaryota; Viridiplantae; Streptophyta; Magnoliopsida; Zingiberales; Zingiberaceae. Bases 1 to 408 code for a protein of 135 amino acids. The record is from RefSeq and is a predicted model, not a curated record. Gene Ontology annotation, biological process: ribosomal large subunit assembly; cytoplasmic translation.